AUGCUCGCAUUUACCGCUGCCUUCGCCCUCUUCUUCCACCUCGUGGCCGCUAACCUGACGGGCUCUGGCCGGAUCUCCUACCACGACUACCAGGCAAUCCCCCUCGAGCUCCUGAAAAACAACCCGCCCUCAUGUGGCAUGCCGUACGCGCAGCUUGACCUGACACGUGUCACUGCGGUCCAGACCAUGAACACGGCCACGGACUGCGGGCAGUGCAUCAAAGUGUGCAACGCCGACGACAGCUCAAAGUUCGUCUACGUGCUGGCCAUCGACACCGGCGGCAAGGGCCUGGACCUGACCAAGCCGGCGUUCGGCAAGCUGUUCAACAUCGACGACGGCAUUGGCCCGGCGACAUGGAGCCCCGUGGAUAACAAGCACUGCGAGGGCAUCUGGAACAACGGCGGCACAAUCACGGGCGCUUAUGAUGGCUCGCGAGUCCCGGCUCCGCAGGAGCCCGUGAAUGAGAAGCCUGCCGAGAGCAGCCCGGUGUCGUCGGCGCCCGCGCCUGCGCCCACGCCCUCGUCGGCUGCUGCUGCGACCCCCAGCAUUGCUGCGCUCAUGGCCAAUGUCCAGGAGCGUAGCACGACCUCGGAGCAGCCAGUGCCUGCCCCCAAGGAGGCGGUGACCUCGUCGGCUUCCGAGCCCCAGCCCAAGCCUGAGACCACCACCUCGACAACCUCUUCUGUUGCUGCUGCUGUGGUUGAGCCACAGUCGCAGCCAGAGGAAACCACAAGCCAAGGUAAUGAUCCCACCACCACCUCCACCACCUCCACUACACCCACGCCUACGCAAGUGCCUACUACACUUGCGGAGGUUUCCACUGCACCCGAACCCACAGAGACGUCCACGGAGACGCCCUCGAAGGCAUCCACAGAGACGCCCUCGGAGGCAUCCUCGAAGGCGUCCUCAAAGGCGUCCUCAAAGGCGUCCUCAAAGGCGUCCUCUGCUGAGGUGUCUGCACAAUUGCCCACUUCUACAACCAAUGUCACUGAAGUCGAAUCGACACUCCCUGGCACCCUUGUAGCUUCCUCGAUUGAUUCGGAUGAGCUUUACGACAUUGCGCACCAUGCUAACGGCACGCAGUCUUCGGCUUCUUCUGCCCAGACCACCCAGUCCAAUGGCGCCGGCUCGCUGGCAGCCCUUGGCUCCUCGGUGGUGGCUGCCCUGGUGGUAGUCUCAAGCUGCCUGCUGCUUGCCUAA
Molecule: messenger RNA, 1200 nt
Organism: Linderina pennispora
Lineage: Eukaryota; Fungi; Kickxellomycota; Kickxellomycetes; Kickxellales; Kickxellaceae
Exons: 1
Coding region: 1-1200 (399 amino acids)
Source: RefSeq, a predicted model, not a curated record